Pestalotiopsis fici W106-1 is the source of this 2043-nucleotide messenger RNA. RefSeq lists its product as uncharacterized. The coding region runs from base 1 to 2043 and encodes 680 amino acids. The record is from RefSeq and is a predicted model, not a curated record. The transcript has 2 exons. Gene Ontology annotation, molecular function: glycerol-3-phosphate dehydrogenase (quinone) activity. Gene Ontology annotation, biological process: glycerol-3-phosphate metabolic process. Lineage: Eukaryota; Fungi; Ascomycota; Sordariomycetes; Amphisphaeriales; Sporocadaceae. Gene Ontology annotation, cellular component: mitochondrion; glycerol-3-phosphate dehydrogenase (FAD) complex.
AUGUCCAGGUUCCAACGACUAGCCGGUACCGUCCGGCGGGCAGCUUUGCCAGCCACCGCUAUCACUGUUGGAGGUGGUGCCCUGCUCUACUACUCCUACCGACCGCGAAAUAUUCCCGGCUUCGAAGCCGCCGCAGUCCCUCCUCCCAUCUUCGGCGCCGACGGCACCUUUUCGCUACCCAAAUUCCCCAGAGUCAAGUCGCGUGAGGAACAGCUCGCCGAGCUCAAGAAGAGUGCUGGGGAUGGAGAGGAAUACGACUUGCUAGUCAUCGGCGCUGGCGCGACUGGUGCUGGAAUCGCCCUCGAUGCCGUUACUAGAGGCCUCAAGGUUGCCGUGGUCGAGCGCGAUGACUUCAGUAGCGGAACCAGCAGUAAGAGCACCAAGCUUGUGCACGGAGGUGUCAGAUAUCUGGAAAAGGCUGUCUGGAACCUUGACUAUAACCAAUACCAGCUAGUGAGGGAAGCGCUCAAGGAGCGCAAGUACUUCCUGCAGACUGCCCCCCAUUUGAGCCACUGGCUGCCCAUCAUGCUGCCACUGGACAAGUGGUGGAAGAUCCCAUACUACUGGGCUGGCACCAAGGCCUACGACUUCCUCGCCGGAAGCGAGGGCAUCGAGAGUUCCUACUUCCUGACCAAGAGUAAAGCCAUUGAUGCGUUCCCCAUGUUGAAGCAGGAAGACCUGGUUGGGGCCUUGGUCUACUAUGAUGGUGCUCACAAUGACUCGAGGAUGAACGUGUCGCUGGCCAUGACUGCUGCUCUGUACGGUGCUAAUAUUGUCAACCACGCUGAAGUCACUGGACUGCUCAAGGGUGCCGAUGGAAAGCUAUGCGGCGCCACCGUCAAGGACCGCAUUCCCGAGAGGAAUGGCAAGGACGCUCAAGAUUUGACCAUCAAGGCCAAGUGCAUUGUCAACGCCACAGGUCCCUUCUCGGAUGCCGUCAGGAAGAUGGACGAUCAGAAGUGCAUGGAUAUUGUUGCUCCCGCCUCCGGUGUGCACGUCAUCCUGCCGGGAUACUACAGUCCUGCUAAGAUGGGCUUGAUCGAUCCUUCAACCUCGGAUGGCCGCGUGAUUUUCUUCCUCCCAUGGCAGGGCAACACCAUUGCUGGCACCACGGAUGAGCCUGCAACAGUGACGCCUAACCCUUUGCCCGAUGAGAAGUCGAUCCAAUGGAUCUUGAACGAGGUCAGCCACUACCUCUCCCCGGACAUUACUGUCCGCCGUGGUGAUGUCUUGGCUGCAUGGUCUGGUCUUCGACCUCUAGUCAAGGAUCCCAAGGCUGCCAACACGGAGUCGCUCGUGCGUAACCACCUGAUUGAUGUUUCAGAGUCCGGUCUCAUCACAUGCGCCGGUGGCAAGUGGACUACUUACCGCCAGAUGGCUGAGGAGUGUGUCGACGAGGCCAUCAAGCAGUGCAACCUGCCCACCAAGCCCUUUGUCAAUGCUCCCCGUGUCAGCGGUACUGAGGCUAUAGAUGACGGCGCUAUUCUUAAUGGCCAGUGCCAAACUCACAACGUUCGGCUCAUUGGUGCCCAUGGCUUCAGCAAGACCCUUUUUAUCAACAUCAUUCAGCAUUUUGGCAUUGAGACCGAGGUUGCCAAGCACUUGACGGAGAGUUACGGAGACCGUGCCUGGACUGUGGCUGCUCUGUGCAAGACUACUGACCAGCGCUUCCCCGCCAGGGGUGAGCGAAUCUCGGCCUUGUAUCCCUUCGUCGAUGGAGAGGUGCGCUACGCCGUCCACAAUGAAUACGCACAGACAGCCGUCGAUGUUCUGGCCAGGAGAACGAGACUAUCUUUCUUGAACGCGCAAGCUGCCCUAGAGGCCUUGCCCAAGAUCAUUGAUAUCAUGAGUGAGGAACUGAAGUGGGAUAGCAAGCGCCAGGAGCGGGAGUGGACAGACACUGUAUCGUUCCUGCAGUCAAUGGGCCUGCCAGAGCCCAUGUUGAGUGCUACGAGGAGAGACGUCGAGAAGCGUAAGCUGGACUUUACCAGCUCGCUCGAGUACAAGAUGUACUCGAGGCACGACAAGCCCGUUGAGGCAUAA